AUGAAGGUCCCGCAGUGCGCGAAGCGGUCGCUUGUAAAUCAAGGGACCGCCGCCUCUUCCCUGCCCACCGCCGCCACCGCCACUACCACCACCACCACCACCACAGCCACCGCCAUCGCCAUCGCCCCUACCCACCGUCUCCACCGCUGCUGCCACUUCCCACCGCCACCGCUACCGCCGUUCUUGUCCACCGCCGCCGUCGUUCCUGCCCACCGCCGCCGCCGACACCGCCCCUGCCCACCGCCACCACUGCCCACCGUCGCCGCUGCCGCCGCCGCCGCCGCCUCUGCCCACCGCCGCCGUGGCCGUCGCCGUCGCCACCGGCGUCGCCGCGGGCUGCGGGGUCGCGGGGUCGCGGAGAGGGCAGUGGCGGCGGCGGUGUUAGUGGUGCUCGCCUCGCUCGCGUGUUCAGUGGCAGUCGCGGCCAAAGGGCGUCUGGCGGCGGCGGCGCAGGAGGCCGAGGACGAGCGCCGCGACGCAGAGAUCCUGCGCGCCGUCGUGCGCUCCAUGGACGAGUGGGGACGGCGCGCCGCCGCGCGCCGCGCCGCCGCCGGCGCCAACGCCAACGCCACCGCCAACGCCACCCACGCGCCCCUCAGGUGGGCUGCUUCAGCGACGCGGCGUCUUCGGCUACCUGGACAUGCUGCCGUCGCCGCCCGAGGAGGUGGGCACGCGCGCUUCCAGGUGUUCGCCAGCGGCGGCGGCGGCGGCGCGGAGCGAGGGGAGGGCGAGGGCGCCGGCGCGGGCGCGGGCAUCACAGCCCCGCUGGUGGACGUGGCGUUCGCCAACCGCAGCGCCGUGCUCGCCCUGCGCGGCGCCUUCGACCUCGCCAAGCCCACCAAGGUCAUCGUGCACGGCUUCGGCUCCUCGUGCGCGCACGUCUGGGUCUACGAGAUGCGCUCCGCGCUCAUGGCGGUGGAGGAGUGCAACGUGAUCUGCGUGGACUGGGAGGGCGGCGCGGCCGUGCCCAACUACGUGCGCGCCGCCGCCAACACGCGCCUGGUGGGCAAGCAGCUGGCCCUGCUGCUGCAGGCUUCGCCGCCCGCGGUCUGCACCCAGCAGCGCGUGCACACAUGGCUUCAGCUCGGCGCGCACGUCGCCGGCUUCGCGGGCCGCGAGCUGCGCAACCUCAGCCAGCAUCACAGGGCUCGACCCCGCGGGCCCGCUGUUCGAGGGCCAGGACCCGCGCGCGCGCCUCGACGAGUCCGACGCCGACUUCGUGGACGUCAUCCACUCCAACGGCGAGAACCUCAUCCUGGGCGGCCUGGGCUCCUGGCAGCCCAUGGGCCACGUCGACUUCUACCCCAACGGCGGGCGCAUGCAGAAGGGCUGCAGCAACCUCUUCGUGGGCGCCGUCUCCGACAUCCUCUGGUCCUGUGCAACCACCGCCGCGCCUACAAGUUCUUCACGGACUCCGUGUCCCCGCGCUGCCACUUCCCCGCCUUCCCGUGCGCCAGCUACGACGACUUCCUGGCCGGCACCUGCUUCCCGUGCUCCGGGGCGCGCCGCUGCGGCAACAUGGGCUACUACGCCGACCGCUCCUCCGGCCGCGGCGCGCUCUUCCUGGUGACGCGCGACGAAGAGCCCUUCUGCGCGCACCAAUACAGCGUGCGGCUGGAGAGCGCGGCGGGGGAGGCCGGCGCUCCGUCCAGCUACGGCAGCCUGCACAUCACGCUGGCGGGCGACGCGCCGGGGCUCAACGAGACUUUCCCGCUCACGCAGAAGGAGGACGAGCAGCUGAAGCCGGGCCAGUCGCUGACGCGGCUGCUGGUGCCGCACCCGGCGCUCGCCGCGCCCACCACCGCCACCCUCGUCUACACGGCCUACGCCGGCUGGUGGUCGUCCGGCCUGCCCGCCUGGCCCGUGCGCAAGCUCGCCAUCGUCGACAGCUUCGGCAAGAGCAUGUCGGUGUGCCGACGGGACCUGCUGCUUCUGCAGACGGGCGUGCCCACGACGCUGCAGCUGUUCCCGGGCGAGUGCCACCCGCCGGUGCCGCCGGCCGCCUCCGCGUCGGCGGCGAACGCCUCCUCCGCGCCCACCUCCACCACCUCCACGGCGGCCCCGCCUCCGCAGGCGGCUGCAGAGAAGGGGGAGGAAGCGGAGAAGGGCGCGGGGGCGGGGCGACGAGCUGACGGCGCUGCUUGGGGGACGGCGGCGAGCUUGAGCGGCUGGUGCCUCGUGGACCGCUGUCGACGGCGGCGACGGCGGGCGCAACAGCCUGAGGACUCGCGGCCUUCCAUUCGGGCCCCGCGGGCUGCACGCCCUCCCGGACGACCAACAGCCGCGGCGCCCUGCGCCACGCACGCCCGGCCCGCGCGCCGCUCGGCAGCUCCGCCAGCCCUCGCCGCGCCCGCGCCGCCCGGAGCCCCUGCCGACAUCAAGGAGCCCGUGCUGACGCCGCGCACCUCCCCGCGCCCCCCGCGCCGAGGAGGGCGACGGCGCCGACGGCGGCGGGCGGGCGGCUCGCCUCGCCGGCGCUUCUCCUCCGAGGCCGACACGCCGCUCUGGAUCCCCGCCGCGCCUCACUCCGCCCCCGCUCAGCUCGCCCCCCGCUGGCGCCACUGGGCGUGGCGCGCGCGCCCGCCCCGCGCUCCGCCCACCCCCACCCCGGCGCACGCUGGACGCCGCGCGCCGGCACCCUGC
Gryllus bimaculatus (two-spotted cricket) is the source of this 2643-nucleotide messenger RNA. The record is from the annotation of a GenBank genome assembly. NCBI's taxonomy places the organism in Eukaryota, Metazoa, Arthropoda, Insecta, Orthoptera, Gryllidae.